CGGGCUCGGGUGGGGGGGCGCGAGUGGGGGUGGCGGCCAGCAUGCUGCUCGGCUGCGGCUCGGCCUCCCACACCCGCGGCGCCCUCGUCCUAGCCAGCAGCGGCGGCGGCGGCGGCGGAGCAGCGAGCGGCGGCCGUGUCUGCAGCGGCGCGGGGUCCGAGCGCGAGGCGCGGCGGCGGCAGUGGGCGCCCGGGCGGGGAGCGGGCGGCGGGGACCCGGCAUGGCGCUGCGGCGGGGCGGCGGCGGGGCGCUGGGGUGGCUGCUGCUGCUGCUCAGCGCCGCGUGCCUGAUCCCGCCGGGCGCGCAGGUGAGGCGGCUGGCGCGCUGCCCCGCCACUUGCAGCUGUACCAAGGAGUCCAUCAUCUGCGUGGGCUCCUCCUGGGUGCCCAGGAUCGUGCCGGGCGACAUCAGCUCCCUGAGCCUGGUAAAUGGAACAUUUUCGGAAAUCAAGGACCGAAUGUUUUCCCAUCUGCCUUCCCUGCAGCUGCUAUUGCUGAACUCUAACUCAUUUACCGUCAUCCGGGAUGAUGCUUUUGCUGGACUUUUCCAUCUUGAAUACCUAUUCAUCGAAGGGAACAAAAUAGAAACCAUUUCAAGAAAUGCCUUUCGUGGCCUCCGUGACCUGACUCACCUUUCUUUGGCCAAUAACCACAUAAAAGCACUCCCAAGGGACGUCUUCAGUGAUUUGGACUCUCUGAUUGAACUCGAUUUAAGGGGCAAUAAAUUUGAAUGUGACUGCAAAGCCAAAUGGCUGUAUCUGUGGUUGAAGAUGACCAAUUCCACAGUCUCUGAUGUCCUCUGUAUUGGUCCGCCAGAGUAUCAGGAAAAGAAGCUAAAUGAUGUGCCCAGCUUCGACUAUGAAUGUACCACUACAGAUUUUGUUGUUCAUCAGACUUUGCCCUACCAGUCGGUUUCAGUGGAUACGUUCAACUCCAAGAAUGAUGUGUAUGUGGCCAUUGCUCAGCCCAGCAUGGAGAACUGCAUGGUACUGGAAUGGGACCACAUUGAAAUGAAUUUCCGGAGCUAUGACAACAUUACAGGUCAGUCCAUUGUGGGUUGUAAGGCCAUCCUCAUCGACGACCAGGUUUUCGUGGUGGUGGCCCAGCUUUUCGGCGGCUCUCACAUCUACAAAUACGACGAGAGCUGGACCAAAUUUGUCAAAUUCCAGGACAUCGAAGUCUCUCGCAUUUCCAAGCCCAACGACAUCGAGCUGUUUCAGAUCGAGGACGAGACGUUCUUCAUCAUCGCAGACAGCUCCAAAGCUGGUCUGUCCACGGUAUAUAAAUGGAACAGCAAAGGGUUCUACUCCUACCAGUCUCUGCAUGAGUGGUUCAGGGACACGGAUGCGGAGUUUGUUGACAUAGACGGGAAGUCACAUCUGAUUCUGUCCAGCCGCUCCCAGGUCCCCAUCAUCCUCCAGUGGAAUAAAAGCUCUAAGAAGUUUGUCCCCCACAGUGAUAUCCCCAACAUGGAGGACGUACUGGCCGUGAAAAGCUUUAGGAUGCAGAACGCCCUCUACCUCUCCCUCACCCGCUUCAUCGGGGACUCCAGGGUCAUGAGGUGGAACAAUAAGCAAUUUGUGGAGAUUCAGGCUCUUCCGUCCCGGGGGGCCAUGACCCUGCAGCCCUUUUCUUUUAAAGAUAACCACUACCUGGCCCUGGGGAGUGACUACACGUUCUCCCAGAUCUACCAGUGGGAUAAAGAAAAGCAGCUAUUCAAAAAAUUCAAGGAGAUUUACGUUCAGGCACCUCGUUCCUUCACAGCUGUCUCCACUGACAGGAGAGAUUUCUUUUUUGCAUCCAGUUUCAAAGGGAAAACAAAGAUUUUUGAACAUAUAGUCGUUGACUUAAGUUUGUGAGGGGAUGAUUUGUGAAUUUAAAGACACGUAGAGCUAGCUUUCACAAGAGAGGACCAAGACGCAGAUACAAAGCCAAGUUCAGGCCUCUGCAGUUAAAAAUGCACUGGGGACCUAGUUAGAAGUUUUCAACAUUUUAGAACUCCCAUUUUGGUCAGGGAUUGCAUUUAUUGGCUAACUGCAUGACAUGUCCAUUCUCCCAUUUAAAAAGACAUCUUGAAGCCUGUUAUCUCUGAGAAAAGAGAACAGCAUUAACUCUUACCAUCUAGGAAAGUCAUGUGCUUUUUUCUUUUUUUUAAGUGAGAAGGAGGAAAUCGGAUAAGAUGGGAUAGUUCUUAUAAUGGAAAUAAUAAACAAACAAACAAACAAACAAAAAGACCAAACAAACGAUGGGCCCGUCUCAUUCCAUUUUAGCAAUCUUUUUUGGUAAGAACUCUUAAAGCCAAAGAAAGCUAAAAAGAUUUGCUGAUGAUUCGUUUAAAAAUCUGAUAACACUCAGCAAUGCUAUUUUUGAGUCCUUUCAGUUUCCUGAAUCCCCCUUCCCAGCAGAACUUUGGCUAUUCCAUUGGCUCCUAUGGAGAGAUACUCGUCAUGGGAAUGUUAACAAAAUAAUGCUGGACAUCGCUUCCUUUGCCGCAAAGAAAAUACUCUGCUGACACGCGUCCAGGCCCCGCCCAGGUUGUAGGCCCAUGAGUGAGACAAACGCAUUUUCCCCUCUGACUUGUGGUUCAGAGCCGACCCGGUGGCAGCCGGAACAAUAUUGCUUGUUAGAUGCCCUCCGUGGCUCGGCUGCUUCCCUGAACCUGCUCUUUGAGUGUGUGGGUAGUCAGCAGACAGGCCAAAGACUGAACGGUGCUUUUCAUCCCAGCCUUUAAAGUACUGGAACAGGUCUUUCCGUCCGAUGAGCAUCUGGUAGGAUUUUGGAAGCAAGAUUUUGUGGGAUCAAAGAGGACUUUACACGAGUCUCGCUGUACUUUGAUACCUAGAGGUGGCCCUUUGAUUUGUGCAUGGCCAUGCCCUCUGGGCAGCUUCCUAUUUCGAGUCAUUGAGUACCAGCCUACCUUCCUGCCCACCUGCCUUCCUCCCUACUCCCAUGUCAGUCCUGCUUUGCAGAUAUGCCGUUGCUGCCGCCGCCAAUGAGGGGCUGAGGCACCAGACGGCAGAACCUGGGGUGCCCUUGAUGCUAGUGCCCCUUCCUUUCCCAGUAGUUUAGCAAAGGAAAGCCCCCUGGAGGGCUCACACCGUGAUGUGGGACCGUGUACUGGCAGGGGGCUCCUCCUGAAUAGGUUGGUGGGGGGUGGGCCGGGCUCAGACCGAUCAUCAGGGACUCACUUUGGAUCUUGACCCACUGCAUCCCACAGACCAGGUCUGUGCUUGGGGGACUGGAGGGUCUGUUUCAAACUGGGCUUCUCUGGUGUGGAUUAUCAGGGAGCCCGCGGGGUCUGGUUUUGCAGAAGCUUCCCAGUGGAUGUUCUGCCAGUUUAGUGGGUUCUGCUGAAGUGGAUUUUAGGAGUGGCUCUCAAAGACCCACCCAACAGCGUCUCUGGGAGCCCCCAAACCAGCACAAUCAUGUGGUACUGGCACAUUAUUUUUUAAUGAUCAUUUGCCGAGACAUGAGUAGGUAAGGUUUUGCCACACGUUUGGGUGCGGUGUUGUUUCUGCUUUAAGCGAUGCAGGUCAAGGCAACCAAUAACAUGGAUGUUGCAACAGCAUUCCUGGGUACAUCCCAGGCUGAGGGCUUCCAGCCUAACACACCAGGGAGUUCGGUGAACUCAGUCACCCACACAUAGUACAGCAUUGCUGCUUGAAGCUUUCCUGCUAGGCACCAACCAAACAGGAGAAGUGGUUUGUUUUCAUUUCUGAAGCACAAAAUCACCCUUCCAUGUUUUUUUGCCUUUUUGGUUCAUUUGAAUUGACUACAAAUGCCCAGAUCCCCGCAUCAGCAGCAGAAAGUGGGACAGUUCUGCUCUUCCUCUAUUAGGAUGGGCAAGCAAUUCUCUCUGGCACAUGGAACCCCUCAGACAAGCCUGGGUGGAAAGACGGGCCCUUGGCAAACAAGGUAGGGGACAUUUCGACAGUCUUAGCAUUCAUGCCAGUUUGAAAUGAUGUUCCCAAGCCAGCCGCUUGUUGGGAAGGCAACCGGGGCAUCUUUUCACAGGGCUGCCUCUAGGGAAGGGGGCAUCUGCCCCCCAGCUUCCCCUCUGAGGGAGAAGUGCCUGUAGAAACCAUCUGCAUUCACCAUGCUGAUAACCAUUGCCUAGAAUCUAGAAAACCAGGAAACCUGGGGUGCAGAGCUGGGGUCAGGGGUGCUUUCCGGGUCUAGGGGAGACAUUGGCCGGUGGAAAAAAGAUCUAAGGAACUAUGGGUGAGGUGAAGGCAAGAGGGUGGGUAGUCCACACGGCUGCAGUCAGGCUCUCUUUUUCUUCUUAAGAAAUUAGACAAGAGCAGAGUCUGCAUCCUACAAGAGUCUCGGCUCUGAGGGAGGAAAUAUUUGUUCUGGCCGACUUGCUAAAGGAGCAGAGAUGUUCUUGGCACGAGGUUGUGGAAGCUUUGCUUCAUUAAUCUCGCUGCUCCAUCCUAAGAACCCCUCUAGUUUUGAACAAUUUCUGCAAGAAGCUUUUUCCCAGUAAUAAUGUAAGACCAAAAAAAAAAAAAAAAAAAAAAAAAAAACAACAGUAACAAAAACCCAAAAGCUGAGAGACACAUGGGACCAUCCACUGUGGAAGGAGUUCUGGGCUGCUCUUGCCCAUUCCUUCCCAUCACCCAUGGGUUGCCUUCUUGUCAGCUUGUUUCUUCUUUGAAAUCUCUGUAGUGAGGCUAGGUCGCUCCACGCAGCCAAGUGGCCACGCCACACAGCCUUCAAGCGUGGGAUCUGGAACAGUUCUCUCACAAAGACUAAAACAAGCCUUAGAUGUGAAUGGCACGGUGUUCUCGGGCAACGGAGAGUAAGCCCACCCUGCCUCUCAACAGAGCUUUACGAUUUUUUUCAGUGUGCAUUUGCAUCCAUCUCAUUUCUCCAUGAGUAGUUCGUCAGUUUAUUGGUGGGCGGGUAUUCUAAUUUCAGAGAACAUGAAACCAGUACGAAGAUCAAAGUCGAUUGCCUGUUCAAGAUCAUCUGGUAGUGAAUGGCAAAGGCCGAGUUUACCCCUGCACGGCGGGCUGUGAUUUGUGACUCUGACAUGCCUUCCGAAUAAAGACUUUUUUUUUUUUUUUAAUCAUGAUUCAAAAUGUAGCGACACCUUGAGAUCAAAUAAAAAAUACAACAACAUAUGCAUAGCCAGGAGGAAAAUAGAGGUGAAUAGACACCAUCUUAUGAACUGGUCCCUUUUCCAAUUAAACGCUAUGGGACCCCUAUUGCACAUGAGGCCCCACUCUUGAAAGUCUUCCAGAAGUUUCAGAUAAUUUUCUGUUCUAAAGAGGAUUGCUAUCUGGCACGGUUGCUUCUCCACACACACCGACCCCUCCAAUAGCGAUGGGGCAAUGUUGAGGUCGAGACACAUCUGGUUCUUGUCACAACGUCCACAAGAUAAACAAGAGAGUUCUGUGAGGGAACAACUACAAACUCGAAGGCCCGAGUGGUGAUGAAUUGCUCCAGGUCAUAAUCAGCCUUUGGGGAGCACGCUGGAAAUGCAAGUGUUGCAUUUUUCUUCCCCAAUGGAGUGAGAGGCUGUGUAUUUUUAGGAAAGAAGUCAUGCUGGAGGUUUGGCUGCCAGGAACACUCAGGAUGGAAAUUUUUCGGACCGGGGGUCUAAUGAAAGAGAGAUGAAGGUCUGCUGGAGGGGAGUCUGUUUGCAUGCCACCUAAAGGAAAUCCUUUAGCCAGGCUUCUGGAUUCUUCUGCAGCUAUCAGCCCCUCCCUCUACUCCACAGUUUUGGAAGAGAGUUCUUUAAUUAGGCAGUGGCCAAAGAUUCUUUUGUACAGGGCUCCGGAGUAGAAUGCAGUCAUCUAGCUGUUGGUGCUGUAAGGUGGUCCAGACUUAGGACAGUCUAAAGGGAAUGGGCAGAAAAGCCAGGCUGAUGGCCAUGGAGGGAGCUCUUCUGGAAAAGUAGAAAUAAACUGGAAGGAAAAAGGUCAUCAUGACUUCCUUUGUGUCAGCCAGGCAAGUAGAGGUUGGAACAAGGAGGCAAGUUAACAGCCAAUUAAUAGCGAAGAGAGCCCAUUGUAAUGCUAAUUGAAAUAAGAAUUGUGUUGUAAAGCUAACUGAGAUCUAAACCUAGAGAGGCACUCUUAUCCUUAAUGUUAUUCCAUUACUUGUAUCAGAAUCUACCUUUUUUCUAGUAGACUAUGCAUUCCCUAUCAAUCCCUUUGACUAUCAGGAAUGUAUAAGAACUGUGAUAAAAUAAGCCAAUAUGCCAUUUGGUACCAUUUUUAUGUAUCUUAGAUGCAUAACUUAGGUAAAAUAAGAAUAGUUUCUAUGUAUAUGAAAGCAAAUUUUGCAGUAUGCAAGCUACAAUGGAUGCAUUUUAAGGCUGAAUAUAUAUUUAGAUCUCUUUUGGUAAAUACAGUUAACAAAAAACAUGCCUCUUAAUUCGAUAUAUCCUGUAAGUCUAUGAAUAAAAAGUAGCUCAUGCCUAAUGUG
This is a messenger RNA of Mustela lutreola (European mink), 6434 nucleotides long. It is a transcript of the gene LGI2, whose product is annotated as leucine rich repeat LGI family member 2. Gene Ontology annotation, molecular function: protein binding. The coding region runs from base 221 to 1858 and encodes 545 amino acids. NCBI's taxonomy places the organism in Eukaryota, Metazoa, Chordata, Mammalia, Carnivora, Mustelidae. The record is from RefSeq and is a predicted model, not a curated record. The transcript has 8 exons. Gene Ontology annotation, biological process: inhibitory synapse assembly.